Malaclemys terrapin pileata is the source of this 10785-nucleotide messenger RNA. Its product is annotated as mannose-binding protein-like. The record is from RefSeq and is a predicted model, not a curated record. Gene Ontology annotation, biological process: surfactant homeostasis; positive regulation of phagocytosis. Gene Ontology annotation, cellular component: multivesicular body; rough endoplasmic reticulum. NCBI's taxonomy places the organism in Eukaryota, Metazoa, Chordata, Testudines, Emydidae.
UGCCAGGGCAAGCAAGCUGCAAAACAUCAGAAGGAGUCUUAAGCACUGGCAGAUGAGCAGGCAAAUAGCAAAGGGAGGGAGUAGGUGAGGGACGAUUUUUGGAGGGGCAGCAUCAGGGCUUUUUUGGAGAGAUGAAUAACUUGUUAUUUUGAAAUUGUCCUCACUGUUACCUUAUGGCCUCAUCAGCUGUUAUUGAAACAAUGGGUUGCAAUGAGUUUUUCCUUCAGUGCUCACUUUUCUUGUUUCUCUUAAUUUCUCAUUCUUUCCUUGUUUGGAGAUGAAGGGAGGAGAGCAUGGGAAGCUGGUGAAGAUUGGAGAGGAACACUUUUUGUUGGAAGAUUAGCAAAUUAUCAUGCAUGAGUCAUGUCUCCUCCCAACAAAAUGUGCCCUAAUGGUUAGAGCAGGAAGAAACAAGGCUGUGAUUUCCUAGAUCACAUUGUUAGCUCUGGGGGUCAGUGAUCUGUCAGCUAGUGCCAAGGAGCUCAGUACUCCACAAGUAGGUCCAGAAGUAACUUUUCUUUCUAGCUCUGUGGAAGGAUUGUGCAUUAGUCUUUGGGGAAAGGAAAUAUGGAAGUCAGGCUAAGGAUUGGAUAAAUUUUUGUGACGCUUAAAAAGAAAGCACUAAAUCCAGUGCUGACAUUAAUGGCAAAAGUCCUAUUGCGCUGGAUUUUCUUUUCCCUUACACAAGUUUUAUACUAACUAGAUCUUCACUGACUUAACUGGCAUUACUCCUGAUUUUACACUGACUGGCAGAUGUGAGAGGAAAAUCACUGGCUUUCAGUAUUUGGCCCAACGAACUAAAAGUUGAAGUAAACUGGUAUUCAUGGCAGUUUGCUGUUUGUUUCAGCUCUAUACAAAAUACUUUAAUUCCUGGACCUGAUUGCUUCAAAUUAGAGACUCAUUAAUCAAGCUCAAUUAGUGAGUACCUUUUGCAGAGAGUUAGCCACACAAUGACUUCUGUUAUUGUCAUCGCUUUGAUAUGUGCUCCCUGGAGUCACCAUACAUGGAAUCCAAGAGUACUUCAGGAAUGAUAAUGCGAUAGCGACAUACCUUAUUUACAUGCAAAACUCAAUUGCUCUUCAAGUAUUAAUUGGGAAGCAAUCAGGCAGCAGCUACGUGGAAACAAUGAGUCAAACUCACUGUAUUUUAAUGUAUUUUUUAUUUGCAUUGGGAUUAGUGAUGAGUAGCUAUGUAGAGGAAAAGAACGUGAUGAGAUGUACUUCACUCCUGAUAUCUGUGGAGCCGUAAUCACACAUUCAGGCACAAUAGCUGGUUGGUUUAAAUUCUGGCUUUGGGUUUGAGCAGUCCUCAGUUCAAAUUCCAUAUGAGUCCUUCAGGAGAAUGAAUCCUCUGGUACUUUUACAUUUAAAAUAAGAGAGAACAAAACACUAAUAAGCUCAUGACCUGGCAGGAGAAUGAAUUGGAAGACCUAUUCUAAUAGGUAUUUUCCCAGUCUAACAUCUACAGUCUGCUAUAGACUUCAUCAUGUAGUCUACAACAGACUACUGACUAAAUCUGGGGCCUGCCAGAUUCUUUAUCUUGUAGCUCUUAUUGGGCUUCUUUGAACUGAACUUCCAAAUCUUCCACUGUCCCAAUCACGGCUCACAAUAUGAAUCAACAAGGCCCAAAUAGCUCUCAGAAAUCUCCCCUCACUACUAUCCUGCCAUCAUUAUUUUUAAGGAUCUUUAACAAUGCUUGUGUGGUGUAAGGGGCCUUAGUGCAAAUGAGAACCAGGUCCUAAAAAUCUUGACCUCAGAGGUGUAUCUCCUACACAAUGAUGAUAGAACAACCUACGUACAGACACUUAUGUGAUUAUUCCCUUUUUAUUAGUCACAGAUCUACAGGCUUGACAAUGCAUCUCUGUCAGCCUUUCAAAGCUCUGGUUCUGGCCGUGGCAUUGAUGGUAUCAUCAGGUGUGGAUAUAAAUAAACAUGAUGCCUGCCCAGUCCUUCAAUGUUGUGCUCCCGGAACCAAUGGUUUAUCAGGUAGAGAUGGAAGAGAUGGGAAAGAGGGUCCCAAAGGAGAAAAGGGAGACCAAGGAGCAGGGCUGAGGGGUUUGCAGGGUUUCCCUGGAAAGGCAGGACCUCAGGGAACAAAAGGAGAUCAAGGACCAGGUGAAAAAGGACAAAAGGGAGAAAGUGCAAGUGAGAAGUCGACUCCUCCCCAACUGUUUUUCUUAGCAUUUGAUGCUCUUCAAAGACAAGUGACUGCUUUGGAAAAGAACAUCCAGACUCUUCAAGCUGACGUUAGCAGACACCAAAAGUUUUUUUCUUUGCGGUGGGUCAAGAGUGUUGGUAAGAAAACAUUUAUGUCAACAGGCACAAAAGAUUCUUUUAAAAAUGGGAAAUCCCUGUGUGCAAAAGCUGGAGUUGCACUCGCCUGUCCACACAAUCAUGCUGAGAACACGGCCUUGCGAGAAAUAUUGAAGGAUUCAGAACAAGCGUAUUUAGGGAUGUCUGAUGUGCAAACUGAAGGCAAAUUUCUGUAUCUGAAUGGAGAACCUGUAACUUACACAAACUGGAACACAGGAGAACCAAACGAUAACAAGAAUGAAGUCUGUGUUGCAAUGUAUGACAAUGGAAAGUGGAAUGACAUAGUUUGUUCAAAUUCAGAAAUGUUAAUUAUUUGUGAAUUUUAAUCUUUUCCCAUGAUACGUUCUGUCACAUUCCAAAGUCCAUUUAAAGCUAUGGAAAUGCUCCAAUUGACUUACUUGGUAGAGCUGAAUAAAUAAUGGAUUUUUCAGUUCAGUGACUAAACUGAAAAAUCUGGGCUGGAGGGAGAGUUAAAUUCAAACUGACACCAAUUAAUUUUUUUUUAAUUUUCCCUCUCAUUGUAAAACUUGAAAAAAUUUCAUUUAGCGUUGACUGGAAUGUUUUGGUGAACUUGCAAUAAUUUUUUUUUCAAGUUAUUCAUUUGGAUUUGAUUGUUUUCAGGUACUUUUCAAUUGCUCAGAUUUGAAUUUGAAAUACUGUUAUGAAACAAAAUGUCAAAACAUUUCGACAUGGUCAAAAUGAAAAUGUUUCAACUUUUAAAAAAAUCAUUUUUUACUAUUUGUCAAAUUUGACCCAAAUUCUCAAAUAGUUUUGGAUCACUGACAUUUUUGACAAAAAAAUCUAUUUGCUGGAAUUCACCCUGAUCUACUAAUGGACUAAGGGCCCCAGAGUUUAAUUCAGGGCUCAGGAAGUUUUAUAUCUAGUCUAAUCGCAAGGGUAUAUAGAGUGUAACAGAUCCAGAGCUGCAGAUCACAACUGGAUGACAAAGGGCUGCAAAGGUGAUAACAUUUCCAGUGUCUGGCAUGAGCGAAGUAUAUUCAAAAGAUGGGAAGGGUGUUGAAUAGGUGUCAUUGUUUUUCUUCUUCAAAUAAUAUGUCAUCUAGGGACAAACCCCUGUAGAGUUAUUUAUUCUCUCUCAUGCUUCUGUACUAACCUGAAGUAUUGUCAUCUCCCAGGUACCCUGCACUGGAAGAAGUGCUUGUUUUUUUGUCGAUGGUUACUGGUUCAGAUGACCAUGUACCAAAGCAGCCACUCAAAUACCCAGGGAGUGACUAGGGAGUGACUAUGCAGUAUUGCUUGUUUUGUGGUCAGGCAGAAAGGCCUCCUCUGUCCCCACACAACCUAGAAACAGUCACAGUUUGUUCUGAACAGCUUUGUACACACAGGACAUUCCCCUAAAGAGUAACCAGAAAUAGAGCUUCUUGACAGUUGUUUUCUCCUUGUCAUAGAGAGAUUCAGACUUGAAUUCCCUAAUGAAAACUUAAAGGUAAUUGUUCAUUCAUUAGGAAUUAAGUUGCCUUGAAUGUAAUGGUACUAUUGCUAAUGAGUGGUGCUCAGAUGGCUGGUCGAUGUACCUUCUUCGGGGUUCCUGUGUAAUUAAGCACGAGGAAAGCCUUUGCUAAUGAACCAGCAUCCCGUGGUUCUUCUCUCUAGGAACAAUCACAGUUCUCAGCUUAGAGUUAAGAUGCAAGCUUGGAGCACUCUUACUACAUCAUGUUAUUGGUACAUUCUUGUCCCUUUUUGUAUGUAAAUAACUGGCAGUGCAUAAUGUUCAUGAUCCUAUGUGAUUUCAGCCUUUAGUGAUGUCAUGGCUCCUAAUGUGUGUUUACUCUAGUACUAAAAAUUGAAAUAAUUGUCACAUAGACGCUUGAAUGCCAUUAUGUCCUAUGCAUCCUUAUGCUCCAUAACAAAAAUCAUUAACAUGCAGAGUAUUCCUAGAGCAUUAACCAUUUUCAUAGUUUUCCAUGCAGCUAGGGAAAACUGCAACAUGCUAUAAGACAGAUCUUAAGUGCUGUAUCUGGUCAAAAGAAGAAUAUAACAUUAAAAUACAUUUAAAUGUGUCCUAUGUGUAAUCAAAAUUACAAUCCAAGAGGAAGAUGCUUUUUUGACAAUCUAGUUUGACACACAGAAAAUGCAGCUCACCAUUUGAAUGCAGCAGAAGGCAGGAGACUCUCAAUGUUGUUACAUUACAUCCAAGGGCUUGACUCCCUCAUAAUUCUCGAAAUGGCCUAAAUGUGAUUUAAGUGACUCAGAGGCUAUUGCUGGCCCUCUGCAUAGGGAAAACUUUCACCCAGUAUGCACUGUAAUGAGGUGAUCACACCCCUUGCUGGAUUAUUCAGAGAAGGUUAAUUCCCUGCAAAGGGAGCCAAGCAUAGACUUUGUCACACCCUGUCAAACUUGCUGGGUUUGGUAAUUAAGGAAAAAGUUUCCUUAAUUAGUUUCUGGGCAUGAAGACUGACCAACGUUUGGUCUUGUCCAGAAAAAAGCAGGAAUUGUCCAGCUCUUCCUCUCCCCAGCCUGAGGAGACAUCAGAGCUGAGCAGGUCUCAGGACUGACACACACAGGGGGCUGAAAUGAGGACUACUGCAGUCCUGUCAGAGGACUGUACCAUUGGACUGAGUCUCACAGCUAUGGCUGUUAUGUUUUUCUUUACUUUAUUUAUUUUAGAAGCAGACAAGACAACCUGUGUAGGAAGAAUGAAGUGGAUGUUUGAAGCUGAAGCAGAUGACUGCUUCAUUAAUUGGGGUGUUGGGGACGUAGCAUGUAGUUAGAUUGCGAGCUCGCCUACAUAUCAGUGGUGCCUCCUGAAAGUGAUGAAUGGGCACCCCCACAACCAAAAUAGAAAGGACUCUUUCUGAAGCCCAGCACUGUGUUUGACUGGUGCGGUUUUCUGUUUGGACUUGUAUACCCUGGAAGGGGAGUACUUUUUAGUUUGGCCAGAGAGCGAACUGCCCUACCAACAGAAGAAGGCUGCAGAAGGACACUGAGCAGCUCCUGCUGACUAAGGGGUAAGACAGCCCCAGACAGCACAAAAUGCUAUUCUUAUCUCUUAACAGAACUUAAUGUACAAGGGUUCUGAAAGCACAGUUGUCUAAGAUACCUUGUUAGACUAGCAACUGACACUGAAAAUCACCAGCAACAUUCGCUACUAUGGAGACAUUCAUAUGGCACCUAAUACAUUCCUUUCCCUUUCAAAGAGUAAACUCCAAUCCUGCAAACACUGCCAGAUUUAGGUCCUGAUUCUCCAAGGUGCCAAACACCUGUAAUUCCAACUAAAAUCAGUGGGAGAUAUGGGUGCUCACCAGCUCAGAAAAUCAAGCUCUAGGGCUCCUAUUCAGGAAAGUACUUAAGAAUAUGCUUAACUUUAAGCAAAUGCUUCAGUCUUUUGCUGAAUCAGGGUCAUAGCCUAACAAACAGAAAUAGCCCCACUGACUUCACUCGUCCUUUCAACGGGACUAUUCCAAUCACUUGGUAGUACGUUUUUAUAAGACUCGGCCCUUAAUUUUUAACCCAUCUUCAGACAAAAUCCUCUAGUAAAAUCCUCCUGGGAAUCUGGAUCCACGCACUUGAACAAACGCAAACUCAUGCCAACUAUCUUCACUCCACUCCUGUUGCACUCUUACCGCUAGGUGGCAUUAUAACACAUAACAUGUAUAUGCAAAAUGUUGUACUUCCAAACCAGUCAGCCAGAAAGGAAGUACCCAACUACACCUUUCUCUUGGGGAAGGAAUUUGAAUAUGACUUUUCUUCUCAGAUAAUAUAGCCAGAUAAUCAACACUUUGGAAGUCUGAAGGUUUGUCAGCCUCUCAAAAUAUAUAAGUGUUUUAAGUUACAAAGCUAGUUGAAAUUCACAAAGCCCUCCCUUCUCAACAGCAGUAUUGCUAACCCCAAGCAUUCAAAAAUCAUGAGUCAAGAUCCAAAAACUCAUUGGAUUAGCUUUAAAAUCAUAUUUUUUAAAUAAUAUGUUUAGGGUUCUCUUUAUUUGCCUUCUACGUUCUGAGCCCUUAAGUUUAAUAUUUUCAACCUUUCCUCUGCAACCAGGAAGGCUAGAAACCUUUUUCUAAGAGUCUUACAUAGUAACCUGGCUUUAGGAAAAACUUUAAAUAGCAUUAGACUCAGCCAUAAACCAUAGUGUAACUCUCUCUUUUCAAGGAUGAGACAACUGGAAAAAUGAAGGACACGUAUUCCCAGCUAAAGUGAUUUCUGUGUUACACUUAAGGGACAGAAUCAUCACCCAAAAGCACAAACUGGCCCUUGUCAGUUGACUUGUAUGUGAAAUACGUCAUGUUAGAGUUACAUUAAGAUACAUAUGUAUAUCUGUCCAGUUUGAUAGAUAGACAUGUUUGUAUGCUAUUCAUCUAAUAUUGUUUUUUUAUAAUAUGCACUGUGUACAGAUCUCUCCACUCUGGGCCUUUUGGUAUGUUUUGUAGACUAGAAUAGAAUGUGAAAGAAUACUACAUUUCCUCACUGCUAACACUGGAUCUGAAAAACAGAGUCAGAGAGGCCAUGAAGGAAGGAAUAAGAGACAAAUAAUGAAACUGUGAAUUAUUGCUUAAAAAUGUGUGUUGUCUCAGGGAAACAAAAAGUAGCAAAUAUUAAGUUGUUGAAAAUUCUGAGCAGAUUCUCUUUUAGCAGUAUCCUUCUACUUCCAACCAAGUCUAAAUCCACUAUUCUGUAGCAAUCCUAUCCUCUUCCAUAAUACAGUAGCAGCCAUUGUGGUAUUAAUUUUAUAUCUUCUUUAUUAUUAUGACUAGUGAAAUCUUUUUUUGCACAGAUCAGGCCACAGGGAGGCACAUUACAGCAGUAGAACGGUAAUUAUUGGUACUGGAGAAGGUUAUACAUUUUCUAAAGCAUAUGCAGAUCUGCAUUAUAUUUUCCUUGUCAUCAUUGGUAACUGUAGCAGGGUGGUUACCCCACUCCUGCCCUGAAGGGCUUAAAACAGCCCAGAAGAAGCCUGGGCUGAUUGGGGAAAGUGGGCUCAGCUGUGGCCAUGCUCCAAUCAGGCCCAGCUGGCCUGUAUAAAAAGGCUGUGAGGAGCUCAAACAGUUUCUUUCUGUGCUUAGAGGGAGAUGGGCCUGGCUGCAGGGUGUUAGAGACAGGGUACCUGAGUGGAGCAGGGCUGCGUAAAAGCUGGGGAGCUCCAGCCUGGAAAGCCCCAGGCAGAAGGCCAAGAGGUACUGGGGGUUGCAGAGGGCAGCUUGGGGUAGGCCAGGGCAGGAGGUCCAAACCCAACCUUGCCAGUGAUGAGUAGGCUGAUACUGCAGUCUGCCCCAGAGUGGGGGGCUAGAUGAUGACUGGCAGUAGCCCUCUACUGAGAUGAGGUGGGGAUUGUGGGUCGGGGUUCCCUUGGGAGGGGAGACCCUAAGACUGAGGGGUUACUGCCAGGGGGCAACAUCCCAGGUAAAAGGGCAGUGGGGUCCAGGGAGGGACAUGGGGGCCAGAGGACAGGCAGAUCACUGGCCUGCAGAAGGUCCUCUGGAGCUGGAAUGAGCUAAUUCCUAGAUGUCAUCAGCAGGAGGUGCUGCUGGGGUGAGUCACCACUGUUACAAUAACACAACUUGAUAAUUCUCAAGUGAAACGUGUUCCUUUUCUUCAUUAAUUGGUGUCCUGCAGCUAUGAAAACUAGGGCUUUUAAAAGUUUUUUGUGUGAGGUUUUUAGUUAAUAUUUAUAUGAAAAUGAAGGAAAGACUUCAGUCCCUAAAAGACAGGCCUCAGAUAUUUAUGUCAAGAAAGAGACAUUCUAUGGAUAUGAAUGUUCUCCCGGCUACAGGGAUCAGAGAGUAAUUUGAUCGCUCAUCUGAGACUGACUCCAGAGCAUUGUGGUGGGUUUUGUGACCUGUUCACUUGGAGUUUAACAAAGAUGAUCCACAUAUUAUAUAUCCAAUAGGCUAUUUGUCAGGCAUUAGCUAGCACCAACUUUCAGUUACUGAUCAGUGCUAUAUUUGGACAGGUAUCUUGCAGAAAAUGUGAAUGGUUCCAUCUCCCCUGGCCAAACAUCUGAACCAUCCAGUUUCCCGCAAUGAGCAUCAAAGAUAAUCUAAAAUAUGCCACACACAAGUGACAGACAUGAGAAAUCCAUUUGUGUGAGCAAAAGACUCAUAUCUGCGAACGAUAGGAGCCAUCUUAUCUCUUGAGGUAUUUGCCUAUAAGAUGUCUCUCUUAUUUUUUAAAUUCAUACUUUGUUAAAAAAGAUCUUGAUUUGAAAUUUCUAAAAGUGAAGGAGCAAAAACCAUAAAUAGAGUGACAAUUUCAGAAUUCCCUGCUUACCAUCCAUUCCUUAAAAUGAAUCUAUAUUCUCUAUUUUUUUUAACCAAAUAAAAAUUAUAGAAUCAUAAGUUUUGUGAUUUGGAAUAAUUAGGGAACAGUAAAUGUGGAAAAUAAAUAUCAUCAUCCUUAAGAGAAAUGUAAAGCUUUUUAAAUAUAAUUUAUAGAGAAUAUUUUAAUUAAAAUGGAAUGCUCCAUUUUCUAAUCCCGUCUCACCCAUAAUUACAUAUAACCUUUGCUGGUUUAAUAAUGGGGGACUGCUGCACAACUUUUAUACUCUGAGUUUUUUCUCAGUAACUAAAGGCUGACCAAACAAUUACUUUGCCUCUUUAAACUGUGUGACCUGUGAAAUUCAUUUUGCAAUUCAAUAUCCCCUAAUUGCAAUGUAAAUGACAAUGUGCCUGGAGAGUCCUAUAUGGACGUGGAAUGCAAAUUAAUCUUAGUGAGGUUUUUGGGAUGAUUUGCUCAAUACAAUGAAAUAUUCAAUAUUGUUAGAAAUGUGACAGUGUACCCCAUAAAGCUUUAUGGGGAGGGGGUCCAUCUAGCUGACCCAUUGGAAACAAAGUGGGAUGCCCAAAGGGGUCCAGAGCACUCCAGGGAAAGAUGUUCUUGCUACACUUGCAAGAGAUAAAACUCUCGCUCCAAGACAGGGGGGGGGGGGGGGGGAGAGAAUCUCUGCAUGGGAGGAACUUCACAAGGGAGUGGGGCCCAGCCCAGACAAACUCUAGAGGGAGGGGCCGAGGGCAAGCAUGGUUGUAGGAAGCAUGGCCCUUUCCUGGCCAAAGACCCAAGCACACGCCUGAACUAAAAGUCUUCCUCAAAGAGGCAGAAGAAUCUGCAUCACAGUGUCUACCAGAGAGCACAGACAACUGGGAAAAAGCAAUAGAUGCUAAACAAGUCAAAUUCAGUGAACGAAGCCUGUCCAUCGUAGAUUUGCUGUUAACCUUGUGUCUUUUGCUAAUUCACCUAUGGGAUAAAACAAAAGAAUUCACACUAGUGGUAAACCCUUUAAAGAUGUGGGACAUACCUAAUUUGUGGAAGAAGCUGUUAUACAUGGUGGGGAUGGUGACAACACAGCCCCACCAGCAUGUUACUUUACAGCCCAUACCUGUAAAAAGCAGCAAAAGCAUAACAGGCCCAUGCUGCUGUGUAGAAGGGAAAACUGAGGCACACCACCUCAUGGCAUUGGUGGCUAAAUGCCCAGACACCUCCACUUUAACAGAUAUUGCUGUCUGCAUUCUGUUAGCAAUACUACAUCCCAACCUGUUUGCAAGCAUCUGGGGACCAGGAACCCCAAAAUGGGCUAGAACCCCUAGGAGUGACAUCAUAUGGUUUCAAGGUACUGAAAAGGAGUGUGACCAAAGACAAACAGAAAUUUUACAGGUACUGCCUCCGCCAUGGACAGUGUCCAAGUCUCUGGCAGUAAGUUCAGGGGGAGGGUGUGACAGUGUACCCCAUAAGGCUUUAUGGGGAGGGGGUGCUUAUAAAUGUAUGUAUGACAUAACUGGAAUAUGUUUUGUGCUGCCUGUGCCAUGUAAUAUAUCUCCAUAAAGGUUAUGGUCUACUAUAUCUAUUCAUCCUAUUUGUACAGAUAUAUCAUUUUCUACUUGAGGUUAAGAAUAUGGGCUGUAUGCUUGCUUGGUUUCUAAGUAAGAUUUGUGAGGCAUUUGGUCAGCUUCUUUAGGAAGGAAUUCGCCAGGUUAAGUACCUGAUCAGGAAACACUUGGAGAACAAUGCAUCUUGGAAUGCUCCAAUCCACUUAAGAAGUCUUCCUGAAGACAUGCAAGAUACCAUGUGGACAAUGGCUUCAGCCUGUAAAGACUGAGUCAUGCAGGGACAUGUGACUUGCCCAGGUGACUCCAAAACUCCAUCUUGGAGCUGGACUUUGCAUAGGAGGGAGGGGGGGGUCUCCACCCACAAGAGUCUAUUUAAACACAUGGGAGAUCCCUCCAUUUGGUCUUCAGCUGGCUAAGGAAGGAGCCUCUCCACCCCCCCAGGAUACUUGAAGGGAACUGGAACAAAGGACAGUAACUACAGGGGGUGUGAGUGAUUGCUGGAACCAGGCUAAAAGGAGAUUAGCCUGUAAAAAGGAGCGUUCUGGAACUGGUGAGGAUCUUAUCUGUAUUUAGUUUGAUUAGACAUAGAUUUGCGCAUUUUAUUUUAUUUUGGUGACUUACUUUGUUCUGUCUUACUACUUGGAACCACUUAAAUCCUAUUUUCUGUAUUUAAUAAAAUCACUUUCAAUUUA